AUGGACAGCACCACUGCCGCAGGCACACCUUGGAGCUUCGACCCGACUUUUAACUCUACUUCUCCGGGCUUCAAAUCUAGUACUGUGGCGCCCACGAUUUUUCCACGGGCAGGCUACAGCAUCCUCUCCUAUCUUAUGUUCAUCAAUGCAAUUUUCUCUGUUUUUAACAAUACUCUGGUAAUAACGGUGUUGGUGAAGAAUCGUACUCUCCUCAACCCAAUGAAUGUGAUCAUCCUCAGUUUAGCCGUGUCCGAUUUGAUGAUAGCCUUGUGCGGUUCGUCGAUAGUCACCAUUACCAACUAUCAUGGUUCAUUCUUUCUCGGCGACGAGUUCUGCAUCUUUCAAGGAUUUGCUGUCAACUAUUUCGGUCUGGUGUCUAUGUGCACGUUGACACUGCUGGCGUACGAGCGCUACAACGUGGUGUGUAAGCCCAUGGCAGGUUUCAAGAUGAACGUGCGUCGGAGCUUUCAGGGGCUCCUGGGGGUCUGGCUGUUCUGUUUGUUCUGGGCCGUGCCCCCACUGCUGGGCUGGAGCUCCUACGGACCCGAGGGCGUCCAGACCUCCUGCUCUCUGGGCUGGGAGGAGAGGUCCUGGAGUAACUACAGUUACCUGAUCCUUUACACGCUGUUCUGCUUCCUCCUGCCUGUCGCAAUCAUCAUCUACUGUUACGCCAAGGUCCUCACCUCCAUGAGACAGCUAAACCGUAGUACGGAGUUGCAGGGCGGUCGCCCCUGUCUGCAGGACAACGAGCGGGCGGUAAGGAUAGUGCUGGCCAUGAUCGGGGCCUUCUUUGUCUGCUGGCUGCCCUACACAGCCCUGUCCGUGGUGGUUGUGGUGGACCCAGAGCUCCACAUCCCUCCGCUGGUGGCUACCAUGCCUAUGUACUUCGCCAAGACCAGUCCCGUCUACAACCCCAUCAUCUACUUCCUAAGCAACAAGCAGUUCCGUAAUGCCACUCUGGAAGUCCUCUCCUGUGGGCGUUACAUUCCCCACGACCCGGCCCCUGACACCGUCCCCAUGCGCUCCAUGACCCUGAGGACCACGGUGGGCAGAAGGGGACCCGUAGGAGGAGGUCUGGAGGAACUGCUCUGUGACACCCAGGUUGCCUCCUUCUCAUUCAGCUGCUGUAUUCAGUUGCUCACCUUGGCCUGCAUCAGCAUGGAAAGACAUCAAGCGAUCACCCACCCUUUCAAAAUCACCCAGCGCCGAAGACGGAUUCUGGUGUGGAUCCCGUUGACCUGGAUGGUUGAGGAGACUGUAGCAGCAAUCCCCGUUCCAGAAACUCCAGCUGCGAAGCAAUGCUUAGAGGUUGAAGGUGGCGUCUGUAUGAUGCCGUCGUUCGCCAACAAAGAGCAUGCCAAAAAAAAGGAGAGUAAACUGGCGAAGCGUUCUGGUUACAUCAUUCUCACCUUUCUGAUAUUCUGGAUGCCAUUGAUAGUGAUGAUGCUGGCCAACGUCUUCUGCAACAGAAACAGGAAUUUCAGGAUGGGGACAGCUCAGAAUCUGGAGAUCCUGUCUGUAUCAGUGGCCUGCAUGACCUCUGCCAGUAACCCCAUAACCUACGCUGUGGUCAACCCUCAGUUCAGGACAGAGUUCUACUAUCUUAGGAGGAAAUGUAAAUCGUUAUGGACAAGAGCUUAG
This is a messenger RNA of Salvelinus namaycush (lake trout), 1641 nucleotides long. It is a transcript of the gene parietopsin, whose product is annotated as parietopsin. Gene Ontology annotation, cellular component: membrane. Gene Ontology annotation, biological process: visual perception; G protein-coupled receptor signaling pathway. The coding region runs from base 1 to 1641 and encodes 546 amino acids. Gene Ontology annotation, molecular function: G protein-coupled receptor activity. NCBI's taxonomy places the organism in Eukaryota, Metazoa, Chordata, Actinopteri, Salmoniformes, Salmonidae. The transcript is spliced from 8 exons. The record is from RefSeq and is a predicted model, not a curated record.